This is a messenger RNA of Grus americana (Whooping crane), 1672 nucleotides long. RefSeq names its product trypsin-like. The coding region runs from base 36 to 803 and encodes 255 amino acids. The record is from RefSeq and is a predicted model, not a curated record. Gene Ontology annotation, biological process: proteolysis. NCBI's taxonomy places the organism in Eukaryota, Metazoa, Chordata, Aves, Gruiformes, Gruidae. The transcript has 5 exons. Gene Ontology annotation, molecular function: serine-type endopeptidase activity.
CCCACCCCCCAGCACCCAACCCCCGGCCCCCCACCAUGGCUGCCCUGCGCCUCCUCCUCCUCCUCCUCCUGCUGCUUGUGCUGGGGACCCCCGGGUGGCCGUGGGGCGAGCGGAUCCUGGGGGGCAGCGAGUGCCCCCCCCGGGGCCACCCCGGCCUCGUGCUGCUCUUCUACUUCGACCAGCACCAGUGCGGGGGGGCCCUGCUCAGCACCCACUGGGUGCUCACGGCCGCACACUGCCAGACCAGCCACAUCCAGGUGCGGGCAGGAGAGCACAGCCUGGUCACGGUGACGGGGCAGGAGCAAUAUGCCAUGGCCGUGGAGGUCGUGGUCCACCCCGACUUCAACUCCGCAGAGGGGGACAACGCCUAUGCCCAUGACCUCAUGCUGUUGCGCGUUGAGCCCCCCUUCACCAUCACCCCCUACGUCCAACCCGUGACCUUGCCCACAAGUCCACCGGCCACCGGUACCGACUGCACCGUCAUGGGAUGGGGCACCACCACCAGCCCCCAAGAGUCCUUCCCUGACACCCCCCAGUGCGUCAACAUCACCGUGGUGGAUGACAGCCAGUGCCAGAUGAUCUACGGCAGCAAAGUCACCGAGGACAUGUUGUGUGCCGGCGUGGCUGCAGGGGGCAGGGACUCCUGCCAGGGUGACUCAGGGGGGCCCCUCAUCUGCAACGGGGUCCUUCAAGGCAUCGUCUCGUGGGGUGACCACCCCUGCGGGCAGGUGGGGAAGCCAGGGGUCUACAGCCAGGUCUACAACUACCUGUCAUGGAUCCAGAAGACAAUAGGGGAGGACUGAGUCCUCCUCUUCCCACCAUGGACCUGCCAAUCCCAUCACAGACCCACCAACCCCAUCAUGGAACCCAAGAGGGACCAUCUGACCCCCACCAUGGACAGGCUGAAGCCACCAAGAAAGGAUCAACCCUAUCGUAGAUCCACCACCACCAUCACGGAUGGACUGAGCCCCCCACGAUGGACCCAAUCGUGGUUGGGUUGACCCCAUCAAGGACCAAUGAAGCCCACCAUGGAUUGACCUACCCCACCAUGGACCCCACCAUGGCUGGGCUGAUCCCAUCAUGGAUGGGCUGACUCCACCAUGGACACUCCAAGCCCACCAGGGACUGGGUUGACCCCACUAUGGAGAGACUGACCGCACCACAGAUGGUCUGACUCCAUCGUGGCUGGAUUGACCCCACCAUGGACACUCCCAACUCACCACGGACAGACCAAUGCCACCAUGAAUGGACUGAACCUACCACCAACCCCACCGUGACCAGACUGACCCCACCACAGACCCCACCAUGGAUGGACAGACCCCAUCACAGAUGGACCAAGCCCACCAGAGAUCAACUGACCCCACCACAGAUGGAUCAACCCCACCACAGACCCCAUCAUGGAUGGACCAACCCCACCAGAGAUCAACUAACCCCACACAGAUGGAUCAACUCCACCACAGAGCCCAUCACGGAUGGACCAAACCCACCACGGAUGGACCAAACCCACCACAGAUCCCACCAUGGAUGGACCAAACCCACCACGGAUGGACCAAACCCACCACAGAUCUCACCAUGAAUGGACCAAGCCCACCACGAUGGACCAACCGCACCCCAGACCUCCAACCCCACCCCAGACCCACCUCCCACCCCCAAUAAACCCCCCCGGCAUCUC